AAAUCAAACCUCUCUCGUGUUCCAGAAGUUGAGCCAAGAGAGAGAAAGAGGAGAGAGAGUAGCAGAAAGAGGAAGCAAUCAAUCCACAGUCCCUGCACGCACUAUCUCCAAUUGCCAACAAUGGCUUCCUGUGCGACCACUUGGAGUAUGUCGUCUCUUCGAUCAGCCCUACCUUCCGUACAAAGGCCUCACCAUCAUCGUCCUCCUUCAAUCGGCUUCUCUGUUGGUUCGUCCUUUACCUCUCCUUCUUCGUUCUGCCUCAGAACCUCUCUACCCAAAUCCGAACCCAAAGCACUUCGCUCUUUCCUUGGCCUCGCUCCUCUAAACCCCCUUCUCUCCCUCACCUCUGAAGAAUUUACCAGCUUUGGCCACGGUUUCACCAUUAUUGACAAUGGGAGCCGAUUCUUUGCCAUGAGACAUGGGAGGAGAGUACCAAAACUCAAUAGGCCACCUGACCAGCGCCGCGCACUGUUGCGAGGCCUCACCACUCAGCUCCUGAAGCAUGGACGCAUCAAAACUACUAGAGCAAGGGCUAGUGCUAUGAGGAAGUAUGUUGAUAAAAUGAUCACACUAGCUAAAGAAGGAUCGCUUCACAAAAGGAGACAAGCCCUUGGCUUCAUUUAUGAGAAGCAGAUUGUCCAUGCGUUGUUUGCUGAGGUCCCAGAAAGGUAUGGUGAACGGAAUGGAGGAUAUACGAGAAUAAUCAGAACCCUACCGAGGCGAGGUGACAAUGCACCUAUGGCCUAUAUUGAGCUUGUCUAGCUACAAAAAGCUUUGCUCAUUCUUUUUCUUCUCUUCAUAUGCUAAUAUUUUGUUGUAGUGGAAUUCCCAUUGGACAGAUCUUUUGAGUCUAUAUUGUGCAUUCUGUGACUUUCAUGGUGCAUUUGAUCUGUAUGAUUCUUUUAUGUUAUGGGUAGUGCUUGAUGUCAAUUGUAAUCUAGUGUUCUUUUCCACAUAUUGGUGCAGUGAAGGGAGCUGCAGUGGCUGUGACAUUAAUAGUAGAGGUCAUUAAAGUGCGUUUAGAUCUCGUUUUGAUGUUCAA
This is a messenger RNA of Camellia sinensis, 1042 nucleotides long. Its product is annotated as large ribosomal subunit protein bL17c. Gene Ontology annotation, biological process: translation. Gene Ontology annotation, cellular component: ribosome; cytosolic large ribosomal subunit. Gene Ontology annotation, molecular function: structural constituent of ribosome. The record is from RefSeq and is a predicted model, not a curated record. Lineage: Eukaryota; Viridiplantae; Streptophyta; Magnoliopsida; Ericales; Theaceae.